Molecule: messenger RNA, 2724 nt
Organism: Propithecus coquereli (Coquerel's sifaka)
Lineage: Eukaryota; Metazoa; Chordata; Mammalia; Primates; Indriidae
Gene: BAP1
Product: BRCA1 associated protein-1 (ubiquitin carboxy-terminal hydrolase)
Exons: 17
Coding region: 167-2359 (730 amino acids)
Biological process (GO): ubiquitin-dependent protein catabolic process; protein deubiquitination
Cellular component (GO): cytoplasm
Molecular function (GO): cysteine-type deubiquitinase activity
Source: RefSeq, a predicted model, not a curated record
GUCGCGCCAUAGUGACGUCAUGCCGCCGGCGCGGGCGGGUGACGCAGCGGGGCCCGUUGUCUGUGUGUGGGGCUGAGGGGCCCCGGGGGCGGUGGGGGCUCCCGGUGGGGGCGGCGGUGGGGCGGAAGGGCCUGGACAUGGCGCUGAGGGGUCGCCCCACGGGAAGAUGAAUAAGGGCUGGCUGGAGCUGGAGAGCGACCCGGGCCUCUUCACCCUCCUGGUGGAAGAUUUUGGUGUCAAAGGGGUGCAGGUGGAGGAGAUCUAUGACCUUCAGAGCAAAUGCCAGGGCCCUGUAUAUGGAUUCAUCUUCCUGUUCAAAUGGAUCGAAGAGCGCCGGUCCCGUCGCAAGGUCUCUACCUUGGUGGAUGAUACAUCUGUGAUUGAUGACGAUAUUGUGAAUAACAUGUUCUUUGCUCACCAGCUGAUACCCAACUCUUGCGCCACUCACGCCUUGCUGAGUGUACUCCUGAACUGCAGCAAUGUGGACCUGGGGCCCACCCUGAGUCGCAUGAAGGACUUCACCAAAGGCUUCAGCCCUGAGAGCAAAGGAUAUGCAAUUGGCAAUGCCCCGGAGUUGGCCAAGGCACACAAUAGCCAUGCCAGGCCUGAGCCGCGCCACCUUCCUGAAAAGCAGAACGGCCUUAGUGCAGUGCGGACCAUGGAGGCGUUCCACUUUGUCAGCUAUGUGCCUAUCACAGGCCGGCUCUUUGAGUUGGAUGGGCUGAAGGUCUACCCCAUUGACCAUGGGCCCUGGGGGGAGGAUGAGGAGUGGACAGACAAGGCCCGGCGGGUCAUCAUGGAGCGUAUCGGCCUCGCCACUGCAGGGGAGCCCUACCACGACAUCCGCUUCAACCUGAUGGCAGUGGUGCCCGACCGCAGGAUCAAGUACGAGGCCAGGCUGCACGUGCUGAAGGUGAACCGUCAGACAGUACUGGAGGCCCUGCAGCAGCUGAUUAGGGUAACACAGCCAGAGCUGAUUCAGACCCACAAGUCUCAAGAGUCACAGCUGCCUGAGGAGUCCAAGCCAGCCAGCAGCAAGUCGCCCCUGGUGCUGGAGACAAGCAGAGCCCCAGUGGCCUCUGAGGGCACCCACACAGAUGGUGCGGAGGAAGUGGCUGGUUCAUGCGCACAAGCCCCGACCCACAGUCCUCCCAGCAAACCCAAGCUGGUGGUGAAGCCUCCAGGGAGUGGCCUGAAUGGGGUUCCCCCCACUCCCACCCCCAUUGUCCAGUGGCUCCCGGCCUUUCUAGACAAUCACAACUAUGCCAAGUCACCUAUGCAGGAGGAGGAAGACCUGGCAGCUGGUGUGGGCCGCAGCCGAGUUCCAGUCCGCCCACCCCAGCAGUACUCAGAUGACGAGGAUGACUACGAGGAUGACGAGGAGGAUGACGUGCAAAAUACCAACUCUGCCAUCAGGUAUAAGCGGAAGGGGACAGGGAAGCCAGGGUCCUUGAGUGGUUCCGCAGAUGGGCAGCUGUCAGUGCUGCAGCCCAACACCAUCAACGUCUUGGCUGAGAAGCUUAAAGAGUCCCAGAAAGACCUCUCAAUUCCUCUGUCCAUCAAGACUAGCAGUGGGGCUGGGAGUCCAGCUGUGGCAGUGCCCACGCACUCGCAGCCCUCACCCACCCCCAGCAAUGAGAGCACAGACACAGCCUCUGAGAUUGGCAGUGCUUUCAACUCGCCACUGCGCUCGCCCAUCCGCUCGGCCAACCCAACACGGCCCUCCAGCCCUGUCACCUCCCACAUCUCCAAGGUGCUUUUUGGAGAGGAUGACAGCCUGCUGCGUGUUGACUGCAUACGCUACAACCGUGCUGUCCGCGACUUGGGUCCUGUCAUCAGCACAGGCCUGUUGCACCUGGCUGAGGAUGGUGUGCUGAGUCCCCUGGCGCUGACAGAGGGUGGUGGGAAGGGUUCCUCACCCUCCAUCAGACCAAGCCAAACCAACCAGGGAUCCAGGAGCCCAGUGGAGAAGGAGGUGGUGGAAGCCCCGGACAGCAGAGAGAAGACUGGGUUGGUCAGGCCUGGCGAGCCCUUGAGUGGGGAGAAGUACUCACCCAAGGAGCUGCUGGCACUGCUGAAGUGUGUGGAGGCUGAAAUUGCAAACUAUGAGGCCUGCCUCAAGGAAGAGGUGGAGAAGAGGAAGAAAUUCAAGAUUGACGACCAGAGAAGGACCCACAACUAUGACGAGUUCAUCUGCACCUUCAUCUCCAUGCUGGCUCAGGAAGGCAUGCUGGCCAACCUGGUGGAGCAGAACAUCUCAGUGCGGCGGCGCCAAGGGGUCAGCAUUGGCCGGCUCCACAAGCAGCGGAAGCCUGACCGGCGGAAACGCUCUCGCCCCUACAAGGCCAAGCGCCAGUGAGGACUGCUGGCCCUGACUCUGCAGCCCACUCUUGCCGCAUGGCCCUCACCAGGGCCUCCUCCCUGCCCCACUCCCCCUUUUCCCAGUAUUACUGAACAGUUCCAGCCAGAGAGCCCAGGCCCUGGGAAUGGGAGCCAGGCCACAUGCCUGGCAUCAUGCCCUGGGGCCUGGCAGGGACAGGUGAGCCCCCUAGUGCUCAGGAGGCAGCAGCUGGAGUUGGGGCACAGCAAGGUACUGCGGCUUCUUCCACAGCCGGCUGUGGAGUGGCAGGACCUGGCCCUUCUGCAUGGGCAGCAGAAUAUAUAUUUUAUCUAUCAGAGACAUCUAUUUUUCUGGGCUCUAACCCAUCUUGCCACCAUGUUGAC